AUGGCUGUGACUCUCCAUGGCACUAAGGAAAUAAUAAUAGUAGAAGUGAAGCCUGAACUGGUUCUUCAAUCAUCCAUCUCUACAAGGAAGGUGUAUGUGGGUCUGACAUCCCUGACACCGACAACCUUGGCAGCAGGAUCACUGGAUCCUCCCUGUGUGGAUAUCUUGGACAUGGCGGGGAAUGUGUUGAAGACCCCGGAUCCUGUCACAGAUGGAGAGAAACUUGUAUCAGAUCCUUGGUUCCUCAGUACCACCAGGCAGGGUAACAUCCUCAUGUCUUGCGGGGAAUACGGAGCUCGCAGUGUCCUCUGUCUGACUCCUCAUGGAGAUGUUGUGUUCAGGUAUCAGCCUACACAGCCGUGGCCUUCCCUUCGUGGAAUCACUGAAACCAACACAGGACAUAUCCUGGUUAUAUAUCUCAAUGCAAAUUGUGUGUUUCAACUCAGCGCUUCUGGGACGUUUGUGAGGAAAGUGUUGACGUCACGUGAUGGUAUUACAUCUCCGCAUAGUCUCUGCCUGUGUGAAAGUCAGCACCUGUAUGUCAUCGAUGAUGACUGUUUGAAGAUCUACAGAUUUACAAGAAACACCUAAGAUGUGGAUGCAUAACGAUUGUUCCUGAAAGAAUCCGUCACCAUCUGUGUGACAAUAGUUUAUGUAAAUAUGAAUUUCCAAUACAAGAGAACAUCAGUCCAGACUGUCCGCCGAAACAGAUUAAAAUUUGACGUGAAGUGCAAAAUAGUUAUGAAAUUUAUAUGAAUGGAACACUGAUAUUGAGUGAUGACACCAGGUGUUCGCGAAAAGGGUAAGCAUGUCCGGCCCUAUCGGUAGCUUUCGCCAAUCACACAAUUUUCAUGACAAAAGAAGUAUUUGUCCCUGACGCGGCACAGCUGUACUCGUAUCGUGAGACGGCGGCCUGUAAACAAACCAGAAAAUCAAGUGAUCGAUGAACCAGAAAUUCCAGUGACACGUUAGUGCAUUAACUGAUUUUGUUAAAACUAAUAAAACCGAUACGUUAAUUUUAACCUACGAAUUAAAACGUUUAAGAACUAUUAUGUGGGUCAGUGGUUGGGGGGUGCGCAGUUUUAUUGUGCCCACACCAGGUGUUCGCGAUGUUUGUGACAAUGAUGUGGAGCUGUGAGGUGUAUGUGAACAAUGAAUGCACAGAACUGGAAUUGUCACCCGUCAAACAAAUAUUCCGUUACUGAAUGCGGAUGUAUUACGUGUAUAUUUAAGUUAGCGGGGAGGGGAGGGCGGAUUUCGGCAAAGAGCAAAGGUCACCAACAACGUGUGCCAGUUGUUCGAGGCGACUUAAUGGAUCAAGUGACCUGGUUGAUUGUAUGUCAUCGUAUCCCAAAUACAUAGAUCGAUGCUCAUGCUGUCAAUCACUGGACUUUCUGACCAGACUCGAUUAAUUACAGACCAACGUCAUAUAGCUUGAAUAUUGCCGAGUGCUGCGACGAACAACAAACAGACAAUUGGAGCGCAUUUUUUUGUGGCAUGUAAGCAACUGCUGGAAAGUAAAGCCUUUUUGCCUCGUGAAGUAUAUAAUCAUAUAUUUGUAAAUACAAUAAAACUCUGAUAAUUAAACCAUUAACCACUUCCUGUCAGUUUAAGUGUUUUUAUAACCAUUUACAUGCAUAUCCAGGUGUUUACAUUUCUGUCAUAAUAAAAGUGCUGACACUACCUUUGUACAGAUUGUCUUUCUUGUUUAAAUGAAUACAUAACACACACCACACCACUAUGGAACCCGUUCUACGACGGGAAUUUAU
Messenger RNA from Haliotis rufescens (red abalone), 1769 nucleotides. RefSeq lists its product as uncharacterized. The transcript has a single exon. The record is from RefSeq and is a predicted model, not a curated record. The coding region runs from base 1 to 591 and encodes 196 amino acids. NCBI's taxonomy places the organism in Eukaryota, Metazoa, Mollusca, Gastropoda, Lepetellida, Haliotidae.